AAGGUGAAAAAAUAUUAUUCGAAAUAAACAAGCUUCUCCGCGAUGGAUUGAAAGCCCAGUGAAUGAAUGCAUAAUAUAGCGUUGGUUGAUGUGAGACUGAAGCGGUUAGAUUCAAUUCAUUUGAAUGGAUGCAAUCAGAAAGCAAGCUUCCAAGCUUCGUGAACAAGUCGCUCGCCAACAACAGGCUGUGCUGAAGCAGUUUGGGGGUGGCGGUUAUGGAGGUUCGGAUAAUGUGGUUACCGAUGAGAGAGAGCUACACUUACACCAGAAACUCGAGAAACUUUACAUUUCGACGCGGGCGGGGAAGCAUUAUCAAAGGGAUAUUGUGCGCGGUGUAGAAGGUUAUAUUGUUACGGGGUCGAAGCAAGUUGAAAUAGGAACAAAGUUUUCAGAAGAUAGCAGGAAAUAUGGUGCGGAAAAUACAUGUACCAGUGGUAGUACAUUGAGCAGAGCUGCACUGAGUUAUGCACGAGCCCGUGCCCAAAUGGAGAAGGAGCGCGGAAACUUACUAAAAGCUCUCGGUACACAGGUUGCAGAGCCCUUAAGGGCAAUGGUGGUGGGAGCUCCAUUGGAGGAUGCCCGACAUCUUGCUCAACGUUACGAUAGAAUGCGACAGGAAGCUGAAGCCCAGGCUAUUGAAGUUUCUAAACGCCAGGCAAAAGUAAGAGAAAUGCCAGGCAAUGCAGAGAAUGCUAUGAAAUUAGAAGCAGCUGAAGCAAAGCUACAAGACCUGAAGACAAACAUGAACAUAUUGGGGAAGGAAGCAGCGGCAGCAUUGUCUGCUGUUGAAGCACAGCAACAAAGAUUAACUCUUCAGCGCCUUAUAGCUAUGGUUGAGGCGGAGCGUGCCUAUCAUCAGAUAGUCUUACAAAUUCUUGAUCAGCUUGAGGGAGAGAUGAUAUCAGAACGACAGCGAAUUGAAGCCCCUCCUACUCCUAGUGUGGAUCACAGCAUGCCGCCGCCCCCAUCAUAUGAAGAAGUGAAUGAUGUCUUUGCUUCUCAGGCACAUAAUGGAACAACAGAUAGCAUGGGUUACUUCUUAGGAGAGGUUUUAUUUCCAUACUCUGCUGUGUCUGAAGUGGAGUUGAAUCUAUCAGUUGGUGAUUAUGUUGUUGUACGAAAGGUGUCAAACAGCGGAUGGGCCGAGGGUGAAUGCAAAGGGAGAGCAGGUUGGUUUCCAUUUAGUUACAUUGAAAGAAGGGAGCGGGUUCUGGCAAGCAAGGUGGCCGAAGUGUUUUGAACUUUUUGUUCGGUUGGGUUGGUUUAUAAACCUAGGGAUUUUGUAUGUGUGUAUGUUGUGGUUUUGUAAAUCAAUUUGAUUUGUGAAUUGUGAUAUAGGUGCCAACUUUUUCAUUGUUUUUAUCAAUUAUAUUUUUCAAACAUGAAUAUGAAUGCUUUACUCACAAUAUCUACAUAUUUUGUUGCAUUCAA
Messenger RNA from Lotus japonicus, 1431 nucleotides. RefSeq names its product SH3 domain-containing protein 2-like. NCBI's taxonomy places the organism in Eukaryota, Viridiplantae, Streptophyta, Magnoliopsida, Fabales, Fabaceae. The transcript is spliced from 10 exons. The record is from RefSeq and is a predicted model, not a curated record. The coding region runs from base 125 to 1240 and encodes 371 amino acids. Gene Ontology annotation, molecular function: protein binding.